UCUUUUUUUCCAGAUGGCCGAGGAAUCGAAUCGUGUUAUGAAACUGGCACUGGAGGCUAACCGCAAUGCUGCAAAUGUGAUAGCAUUGCUCCGUGGAGUUUCGGAGGGCGCCGUUGCGACUCUGAGGGAGCAGAUGAGUUUCAACAGAGAAGCACUGCUUCAAUUUUCGGAGGAGCGGAAGGCAAAGGCAAAGGCAGAAACCGUGCAGUCGGUGCAGGUUCCAAUGCCACAGGAUCCAGUGUCAGGGGAUCCAGCGAUCAUGGAAUCCGUGAUCCUGGAGCCCAUUAUACUGGGACCGGUGGUAUCGGAACCACGGAAAGUGGAACCUGUCCCAAAGGUUCCUGGAAGAUGCGGGCGAGGUUGGUCGGGUCACAGGAGGUGGCCGACACAACCGAUUGGGUGCUGUACGCGGAAAAUGCGUACAGUGCCCAGUCUGCAGCUGGAAGCGUUCGACCCGCCAGGACGAUGGCGGUCGAAAAUGCGUACAGUGCCCAGUCUGCAGCUGGAAGUGUUCGACCCGCCAGGAGGAUGGCUGUCGAUCUGGGAAGAAUGCCAGAUCGAAGCGUACAAGAUCCUAUGGCGUACACCCAGGAUCAGGAUACCAACAGCCACUUCUAUGGCUUUUAAUUAAUAUUUUUUAUUUCUUGU
Molecule: messenger RNA, 648 nt
Organism: Drosophila willistoni
Lineage: Eukaryota; Metazoa; Arthropoda; Insecta; Diptera; Drosophilidae
Exons: 4
Coding region: 14-631 (205 amino acids)
Source: RefSeq, a predicted model, not a curated record